Molecule: messenger RNA, 1956 nt
Organism: Nerophis lumbriciformis (worm pipefish)
Lineage: Eukaryota; Metazoa; Chordata; Actinopteri; Syngnathiformes; Syngnathidae
Gene: dnajc22
Product: DnaJ (Hsp40) homolog, subfamily C, member 22
Cellular component (GO): membrane
Source: RefSeq, a predicted model, not a curated record
AAUUCUUGCAACAACACGCAGCAACUUCAAUUGUAUAAAGGACAGAAAAGGACUGGUCAGCUAAAGGACUUACAGAUAUUGGCAAGGUACUCACUGAGUAUGUUUACUUCUCACCUGUACAAAGGCUGAUCCGCAGUGGUCACACCAUGGUAAAACGUGUCAUAGUAGCCUAUGCCCUGUGGGCAGGAGGUGGGCUUUUUGGCCUUCACCAUUUUUAUCUAGGAAGAGACAGCCAUGCCCUGUUAUGGAUGCUAACACUGGGAGGGUUUGGCAUUGGUUGGUUCCGAGAGAUUACACGUAUUCCUGCAUAUGUUGGUGAAGCUAAUCAACACACAGAGGAGGAGAGGAGAAGACCUUCAACAAUGGUGCCUCCACCAGUAAACCUUGUUAGAUUUGCUGGCCAGAUGUGCGUUGGAAUCUAUUUCGGUACCGUGGCUCUGAUUGGACUGAGCUCCCUCAGUUUCUUCCACUUGAUGGUCCUGCCUUUAUGUGUGGGUGCCGGCGUGCAUCUAGUGUCCACUGUUGGCCAACAGACAUCUGAUCUCUCAAAAACACUCACCGCUAGUCUGAUAACGUCCCCAAUAUUCUACGGCAGCACUUUAUCCCCACUUCCUAUUAGCCUGGCAGCCAGUAUCACAGCUGCACAAAAUUGCAGGUACAAGCAACCCCAGGCCCGAACACAGGAACUUGGUCCAAGGCUUUAUAGGCUGGGUCUUGCUUGGCUGGCCUUCUCAACUCCAUUAGCGUAUUGUGUUUUCCAUAAUACCACGGCCACGUUGUACUAUCUGUCGGACUGUGUGGCAGCAUUACUGGAUAUUUUCUGGUUUCUUCCUUGGCUCAGAAGUGUGGUGGAGUACAUUUUCCUAAUGCCAUAUCGUAUUCUGUGCGUCUUCACUGGAGGUGGGUACUAUGAAGAGGCCUUGAAAAAGAUGCUGGAAAUAUUGGUUGAAGACUACACUCAGCGUGAGAAAGAGGCCCUGGAAUUGUUGUCCUUGGGAUCAGAAGCCUCUCUUGAAGAGAUAACCCGUGGCUACAGGGAACUGGCUAAGGUGUGGCACCCAGACCACAACCCUAGUAAGGACGCUGAGGCAACGUUUGUAAAGCUCCACGAAGCAUAUGAGGUUCUUCUAAGGCGCCACAGGCCGGGUCGCUUCAAAUAGUCACACUUCUACCUCCCUGACUGGCCCAUAAAGUUGGCUCAGGGUCUUUGUGAAUAUAGAAAAAAUAUAUGUAUGUACAUAAUAAAUAUUGUCACCUGACAUCUUUGUACUUGGGCAGCACAGUGGCAGAGGGGUUAGUGCAUCUGCCUCACAGUACGAAGGUCCUGAGUAGUCUUGGGUUCAAUCCCGGGCUCGGGAUUUUUCUGUGUGGAGUUUGCAUGUUCUCCCCGUGACUGCGUGGGUUCCCUCCGGGUACUCCGGCUUCCUCCCACUUCCAAAAACAUGCACCUGGGGAUAGGUUGAUUGGCAACACUAAAUUGGCCCUAGUGUGUGAAUGUGUGUGUGAAUGUUGUCUGUCUAUCUGUGUUGGCCCUGUGAUGAGAUGCCGACUUGUCCAGGGUGUACCCCGCCUUCCGCCCGAUUGUAGCUGAGAUAGUCUCCAGCGUCCCCCGCGACCCCAAAAGGGAAUAAGCGGUAGGAAAUGGAUGGAUGGAUGGAUCUUUGUACUUGUCAGACAACAUUGCUGCUUUUAUAGUGGGGCUCUGUUUGGGAGGAAAAACAGCUAUUUGCUGACCCCUAGUGGCGUUUUGGUCGUAUCCCCCUUGAACUAAUGUAUCCCAAUGCACAGUACACCAUGAUCUAUGCGUGCUUGUUUGCUAUAGAAUGUUACAUUAGCAAAGUUUUGUAUUUUUCAUUUUCAAAACGUUCAAAUGGAUGUUAAAUGUAUCAUGUAAUAAAAACGAUGUAACCCAACCUAAGCAAUAAAAUAAGCAGACUCACCAAGCGUGUCAUUGCC